UCCGCAGCAGCAUGGCGGCUCCGGAGGACGAGCGGCUGGCGGGGAGCGGCGACGGCGAGCGGCUGGAUUUCCUGCGGGACCGGCACGUGCGGUUCUUCCAGCGCUGCCUCCAGGUCUUGCCCGAGCGCUAUUCUUCGCUCGAGACCAGCAGGUUGACAAUUGCAUUUUUUGCGCUCUCCGGGCUGGAUAUGUUGGACUCCUUAGAUGUGGUGAACAAAGAUGAUAUAAUAGAGUGGAUAUACUCCCUGCAGGUCCUUCCCACAGAAGACAGAUCCAAUCUAAAUCGCUGUGGUUUCCGAGGCUCUUCAUACCUGGGUAUUCCAUUCAACCCAUCAAAGAAUCCUGGAACAGCUCAUCCCUAUGAUAGUGGCCACAUAGCAAUGACCUACACUGGCCUUUCGUGCUUAGUUAUUCUUGGAGAUGACCUAAGCCGGGUAAAUAAGGAAGCUUGCUUAGCAGGCUUGAGAGCCCUUCAGCUGGAAGAUGGAAGCUUCUGCGCAGUCCCCGAAGGCAGUGAAAAUGACAUGCGAUUUGUAUACUGUGCUUCCUGCAUUUGCUAUAUGCUCAAUAACUGGUCUGGCAUGGAUGUGAAAAAAGCCAUCAAUUACAUUAGAAGAAGUAUGUCCUAUGACAAUGGGCUGGCACAGGGAGCUGGACUUGAAUCUCAUGGAGGAUCGACUUUUUGUGGCAUUGCAUCACUGUGUCUGAUGGGUAAACUAGAAGAAGUUUUUUCAGAAAAAGAAUUGAACCGGAUAAAGAGGUGGUGUAUAAUGAGGCAACAAAAUGGUUAUCAUGGAAGACCUAACAAGCCUGUAGACACCUGUUAUUCCUUUUGGGUAGGAGCAACUCUAAAGCUUCUGAAAAUUUUUCAGUACACUAACUUUGAGAAAAAUAGAAAUUACAUCUUAUCAACUCAAGAUCGCCUCGUGGGGGGAUUUGCCAAGUGGCCAGAUAGUCAUCCAGAUGCUUUGCAUGCAUACUUUGGGAUCUGUGGCCUGUCACUAAUGGACGAAAGUGGAAUUUGUAAAGUUCAUCCUGCCCUGAAUGUAAGCACACGGACUUCUGAACGCCUUCGAGAUCUCCAUCAGAGCUGGAAAAGCAAGGACUCGGCACAGUGUUCUGAGAAUGUGCACAUCUCCACGUGACUGACUUCCUUUAGCAGGGGAGGGCGGGGAGGGGGGUUUGUAGCGUAACUGUAGCUCAAGGUUAAAAGCCAUGUAUAACCAAGUGUGCUCUUUUUUUAAGAGGUAGAGUCUCACAAUCAAAUUGCGUGCCGAUGUCACUUUGGAAUAUGGUCUUGAACCAGUAACCUUUGUCCUGGGUUUCAAGGAAAUCUUUGUGGAAGUUUGAACCACAGUGGACUCUGUUGUGGUUCUUAAAUGUUUAUACUGAAUUUCUAAGAAGUUCUUCGGGCAAAUUAACUGUAUGUACGUAGGUUAUCUUUUUAAAAAACUCUUCAGUACGAAUUGUAUCAUACUGUAAAAUGGACACAAAUCCUGAGAACAGGUUUACAGUUCACCGAGCACUGAUAAUCUGCGGGGAACACUUAGUGAUCAUUUAAAAAGCUUGACAGCUGACGGUAGAAAAUUGCUUUAAUGAAUUAAGUAUCUAGGAUUCUUCUUUGAAAACAGAUGAUUCCGUAAUUUUUAAAAAGAACAAUGACUUAUUUUGUCUUAUGAAGUAAAUUGUGCCAGUUAAGCUGACGUGGCCUAUAUAAAUGAAAUUAACUUCAUAGCAAUGAUGAAUAUGCUUAACUAAUACAGUAAUUUUCUAAGUGGACAUUGAUUUAAGAAGACUAUUAUGUAACUAAAGGAAAAUUUUAUGUGAUUGUGGAUGAGAAGGUUUUGUGCUUGUCUGGGUCACUUACUUAGAUGUUGCUGGGGUGAAUAACAGUUACGUUUGAUUUUAAGUUCAUUAGUUGCUUUUUCUUUCUGGGGAGAAAACAGUCAUUCAAAAAGGAAAGAUAUUCAGUGGUUUUGUUUAUUUUUCUGAACUAUGUGAUGUUGUAAAUUGUACUUUUAUAACAGAGUUAUUUUUAGCCAUUUGGAUUUUUUUUUUAGUUUGUUGACUCUAGUGUGUUAGUGAUUCUGAUUUCAAACUGACAGUUUUCUAAUUUUUUCAAAGCAAAUAAGUAAAAAUCUCAGUAAAAAACCAGAACCACUAAAGUAAAUUUAAUGGUGCAGCUCCAUACGUGGUCAUUUAUAUUUUUAUAUUUUCAGGUUAUUGGAAGGGAAAUGUUCUGUUUAGGGGCUAAGGACUGGGAUUUCACUUUUAUUCUUUCGGCUUUGUUUUCUUCAUUCUUUGAACUACCUAAUUGUAAAGGAAAUGGUAUAAUUACUCAUCUUCAUUUGUGACAAGUUUAUCAAAUAAAUCACUUCCAUCACUGUUGUUGAAUGACGUUCAGAGAUGUGAGGCAAGUACUGAAAUGGAGAGCUCUUCGCUCAAGGAGCUGGUGAUAAUAAAUGUUGAGUUAUUCUACAACUAUCAAUACAAAAACUAAAUUACUAGCAUUACUGUUCAGGAAUUAAAAUAUUUAAAUUUUAAUUUAUUUCCUAAA
This is a messenger RNA of Hyaena hyaena (striped hyena), 2557 nucleotides long. It is a transcript of the gene PGGT1B, whose product is annotated as protein geranylgeranyltransferase type I subunit beta. The coding region runs from base 12 to 1145 and encodes 377 amino acids. NCBI's taxonomy places the organism in Eukaryota, Metazoa, Chordata, Mammalia, Carnivora, Hyaenidae. The record is from RefSeq and is a predicted model, not a curated record. Gene Ontology annotation, cellular component: CAAX-protein geranylgeranyltransferase complex. Gene Ontology annotation, biological process: protein geranylgeranylation. The transcript is spliced from 9 exons. Gene Ontology annotation, molecular function: CAAX-protein geranylgeranyltransferase activity.